Messenger RNA from Acaulospora colombiana, 330 nucleotides. Lineage: Eukaryota; Fungi; Glomeromycota; Glomeromycetes; Diversisporales; Acaulosporaceae. The record is from the annotation of a GenBank genome assembly.
AUGGCCGCACUCAUUGAUACCGCUUUAUGGGUAUCAACCUGUUGGCUCUGGAAUAUUGGUCAAGUGGCCUCCAAAAGAGAUAUCAUCAAGGAAGCCUGCGCCGGCUGCCUCGCGACUACCAAGCAAGGGAAGACAACCAAGAAGUCGCUAUUUGCGGCAACUCCAAGGAAAUCUGGCAUGGCCGUGACUUCUUCUGUUUGUCAAAUGGCUAGCAUAUGUUCACUUGCAACAUCAAAAACCUAUCUUGUACCAACGCCUCAAAGUGCCUCCUGCGCUGGCUCAAUUCUCGCCGACGUUGGACACGAAAACCGCCACCCAGCCCUUCAAAUC